GGCAAUACGGCCUCUGUAACUGCAGCUCAAUGGAAGAUGUGGCUUAUCAGAGUCUUCGUUGUCAUGUAUUUCACUGCAGUUUGUGUAGCUCAGGAUCCUCAAAAUGUCACCGUGGGGCCCAAUUUAACGAACUUUGGACCAACAUCGAUGGAAGCUUCGACUGUUUCAGAGCCUCCUGUACCAUCUCUGCAGCUGCAGUUGGGCUGGUUGGAAGCGUUCCCCUCUGAGAAAGUGGAGUUGAGUUGUAACAUCAGCGGCAGCUCUGAGUGGAAGAUCAUCUGGCACAAAGAUAAUAAGGAACAAGAAGAAGACCCAAAUCUGUCUUUCUCUGCAGAUAGAUCAAUCCUCACUAUCACUGCAGCUACACAAACGUCUGGAAGUUAUUCCUGUAGAGGUCAACACAAAACAAGCACAGUUUUGACUAAUCACAGCAAUUCACUCGAGGUCACAGUUUACCCAAACAAGCCCAAAGCAACUCUGACUCGAAGACCGGACUUUGACAAGAUGUUCUCUGGAGAGUCUGUCACCUUCACAUGUUUGGUUGAUGUGGCCUUUGGAUGGGAAUACCAGUGGUACCAUAAUGGAAUUGAAAUUCAAGCACCAGAUACCAUACAUUCUAUAGAUCCCUCUAACAGUGGACAAUACUACUGCAAAGCCAAAAGAGGCAAAAGCCAGUUUGACACAGAGCGAAGUGAAACAACCUCUGUGCAGGUCUCUGAUCCACCUAAACCAUUGUUGAAGGUGCUGUCUCCAUGGCUGGAUGUGUUCAAAACCGAGAGCGUGGAGUUUGCUUGCCUGGUUGAAGGCUCUAAUUGGACGUUCACCUGGUACAAAAAUCUACAGAAGCUGACGGACCUGGAUGAAGGCGAAUCGUCUUUCAACAUCACCUCAGUCACUCAAACUGAUCAAGGAGCCUAUGCCUGUAAAGCCCAGCUCGAGUCCAGGAAUGUCACCUCUGAAAUCAGCAACACAGCUACAGUCAUAGUUUAUGAAAACACACCAAAACCAACAUUGAGCAAGGUCCCUGAUUUCACCCCAAUGUAUGUUGGAGAAACUGUGAACUUCACUUGCACAGUUAACGUGUCCUCUGACUGGAAAUAUCAGUGGUGCAAAAAUGGGCAGAACAUCCCUUCUGCCACCGAUAAAACCUUCAGCUUCCCUCUUAGUCUGUCUGAUGGAGGGAAUUACUCAUGCAAGGCCACCAGAGGUAAAACAACAUCAACGAGCCAGAGUGCGGAAAUACAGCAAGCUGUUCAUGAAAUUCCUGUACCACAUUUGGAGAAUAUGACCCCGUGGUUGGAUGUGUUCCCCACUGAGAGUGUGAAGCUGAGCUGUGGGAUGCAGCAUGGCACUGGCUGGAUGUAUACCUGGUACAGAACUGGAGAGGAGGUCAAGGCUGAUGAUGCUGUGUCUUUUGACCCGGAUGGAUCUAUUCUUUCUAUUAUCUCUGCUUCAUCUAAACAUGGAGGACAAUAUAACUGCAGAGGACACCUCCAGGACAGAUCUGUCAGCAGCACCUCAAGUUCUAUUCUUACUCUCACAGUAUACGCUAAGAUGCUCAGUGUCGUACUGACACAGGAUCCAGAGUACAAGGUGAUGUUCCCUGGAGAGUCUGUCUCCUUCAGCUGUCACAUUAAUGUCUCCUCUGGAUGGGAGUACGUCUAUUACAAAGAUAACAGUGAACUCAGUCACGCUCGAAUCAACUCUAUCGGGGCCUCAGAUGGAGGAUCAUAUACAUGCCAAGGGAAAAGGGGCAAGAAUCCAGUCUUCUCCAGCAACCCUAGUCAGGCUAUACUCCUUGACGUUAAAGAGAAACACCCCAAACCUGUGAUGACUCAAGAACCAAAGGGUGACACCAAAGUGUACAUUGGAGAGUUAGUGACCUUGGAUUGUCAAGUUAAAAUCUCAUCUGGUUGGGAGUAUCUCUGGAAAAAAGGUGGAGUGGCACUCCCUCACAAGAGUAGUACUUUUAAAAUUCAUGAGGCCAAUUUAUCAGACAGCGGGAAUUAUUGGUGCACAGCCAAAAGACAAAGGUCUACAUACCUAACACAGCAAAGCGAUGGAUGGUCUUUACAAAUAUAUGAGAUUCCUGUUCCCCAGUUGAAGAAUAUGACCCAAUGGUUGGAUGUGUUCCCCACUGAGAGUGUGAAGUUGAGCUGUGGGAUGGAACAAGGCAUCUCUGACUGGACGUAUAGCUGGUACAAAGACAAACAGAAGGUCCAGGCUGAUGAUACUGUGUCUUUUGACUUAGAUGCCAGGGCUCUCUUAAUCAGCUCUGCUGCAGCUAAACAUGGAGGACAAUAUAGUUGCUCAGGAAAGCUCAAGAGCAGACCUGUCAACAGCACCGGCAGCACUGGACUAACACUCAGUGUUUAUGGUACAAAACCCAAAGUCACCCUGAUGCAGGAACCUGAGUAUGAAGUGAUGCACACUGGGGAUUCAGUCUCCUUCAGCUGCCAUAUUAAUGUCUCCUCUGGAUGGAAGUACCUGUGGUACAAAGAUGGCUCUCCAAGCUCCGAAUCUGGAAACAACUAUAGCAUCAGCUCUGUUAUGAUGAAAAACGCUGGGUCAUACACAUGCCAAGUAAAAAGAGGAGUGGAUGUAAUCUUCCAGUCAAACGAGAGUCCUGCUGUAAAACUCAAAAUCCAAGAGCGCCCUCAGGCUAAUAUAAUCCUGCUGACAGACUGGUCAGAGGUGUUCGCCACCGACAGCUUGGCACUCAGGUGUGAGGUGCAGGCAAGCAACGACAACUGGAACUACACAUGGUUCAGAGAGGGAAAACCAAUCGAUCUGCCGCCCUCUGAGAGACAUACAGUCACACCCCAAAGUGACCCCGAGCAAAGCCUGUACACCUGCCGUGGAGUUCGCAGCGGUCGACCAUCUUAUUCAAAACUCAGUAAUUCUUUCAAGACCAAGAACCUUCUUUUGAAGAGGAGGGUGCUUCUCUCCAUCUCUGGCUUACUCUUCUUCGGCCUUAUUGCCAUUGUUGUGGGAUGCAUUGUUCUCCGAAUCAUCCGUAAACCAGUUGCCAAUGAUGACAAACCAGAAGAAGAAAAUUUGUUUCUCACCAUGGCUCAGCUGAAGGACCGGACUGAUGCACCCAAUCCACUGGUUGAGUACAUCACUGAUGAAGGAAUAGAGGCAUUGUCUAAAGAAGCAGAUGAGAACGGCAAGCUACCCAUAACUACAGAGGAGAGCCAAGCUAUGACGACUGAAAGCGAUAAAACAGAUGAAAACGAGGGUGGGCUGGUGUCCUUCAAACAAUGAGUCACUGAAGAUGGAUUCACAGAGUUUCAGCUAAUUAUCAGAUUGAAAGUCCAUGGCACUGAUGGACAUAAGGCACCAUAUAUUAUGUAUUUAUAUUUGAAUGUAUGGACAGGCAAUUUUCUAUCAUCUGGCAGGGCGAUAAAAACGUUUGGCUUUAAAGUGACAUCAGGUAGAGGCCAAACUCUGUAUGGUUGCUAUCUUCAGCUUCAGGUUGUCUGGCUCAGCCUCAUUUAGUCAGAAUUUAGCCUCAGAUAUGCUUUUUUUUAAUUUAAAUUUUCAACAUUUUCUGCUUUAUUUGAUAAAGAAAGUAGAGAGAAACAGGGGAGAGAGCACAGGGAUGGCCUGCAGCGAUUAAAAGGUCGGAGCUGAAUUCAAAUCCAGGCCGCAGCGAGGAGGAGGCAGCUUCAUUAGUGGUACGAGCUCCAUUAGAUGAGCUACCUGGGCACCUUAUCUCAGUUGUGCUUUGACCUAAGAACUAACGUUCUGAGAUUUGCUACAUUAGUAUCUUAAUGCACCUGAGGAUAGAGGUCAUGUAAAUAUUCUGAAUUUCCUGCAGUGCAAGAUAAGAGUAGAUGUAAAUUUGAAUAAGAUUUAUCCUCUCACAACAUUGUUGGCUACAAAUUUAAUUGGAAUUCAUCAAAUUGUUGGUGAGA
Molecule: messenger RNA, 3920 nt
Organism: Paralichthys olivaceus (Japanese flounder)
Lineage: Eukaryota; Metazoa; Chordata; Actinopteri; Pleuronectiformes; Paralichthyidae
Product: Fc receptor-like protein 5
Biological process (GO): cell surface receptor signaling pathway
Cellular component (GO): plasma membrane
Molecular function (GO): transmembrane signaling receptor activity
Source: RefSeq, a predicted model, not a curated record